Molecule: messenger RNA, 743 nt
Organism: Coccinella septempunctata (seven-spotted ladybird)
Lineage: Eukaryota; Metazoa; Arthropoda; Insecta; Coleoptera; Coccinellidae
Exons: 2
Coding region: 355-714 (119 amino acids)
Source: RefSeq, a predicted model, not a curated record
GAUGUGAAUAACUUAUAUGGUUGGGCUAUGAGUCAGUUUUUGCCAUAUGGGGGAUUCAAGUGGACAGACACAAAUAUAGAUAUUACACAAAUACCUGAUGAUGCUCCCGAGGGAUAUAUUUAAGAGGUUGAUUUGGAAUAUCCCGCCGAAAUACACGACAAGCACAAAGACUUGCCAUUCUGUGCGGAAUCACGUAUCCCACCUGGAUCAAAGUUGCCUAAAUUAUUAACUACCCUUUAUCAUAAAAAAAAUUAUAUCGUGCAUUAUAGGACGUUGAAACAAGCCUUGAGUCAUGGACUUGUUUUGAAAAAAGUCCAUAGAGUUCUUCAAUUCAAACAAUCUGCCUGGCUUAAAAUGUAUAUUGACAAAAAUACACAUUUGAGGCAGACAACAACGAACGAUUUUGAAAAAAAUCUUUUCAAAUUAAUGGUUAAUGCUGUGUAUGGGAAAACGAUUGAAAACGUCCGGAAGCAUAGAGAAGUUAAAUUGGUCAACAAAUGGUAUGGCAGAUAUGGUGCAAUGAAUUUGAUUUCUAGCCCUUUCUACAAGGAUAGAAUGAUCUUCGGAGAAAAUCUAGUCGCUAUUGAAUUGCAAAAGCGUUCAAUCACAAUCGAUAAACCAAUAUAUGUAGGAAUGUCUGUAUUAGACAUUUCAAAGGUUUGCUUGUACGAAUUUCAUUACGAUUAUUUCCAACCUAAUUUCAAAGAAAGAUGAGAAUAAUGGUAAGAUUAUGACCGAUUUCG